AUGAUCACGGUACUGGUGCGCGCAAGCGCUCAAGGUCCGGGAAUACCUGUCGUUCAGAUUUGUCAAACGUUUCCAAAGAAAGGAUCGGACGCAGCGGUGCUUUUACCAGAGCGCUUGUAA
Molecule: messenger RNA, 120 nt
Organism: Parastagonospora nodorum SN15
Lineage: Eukaryota; Fungi; Ascomycota; Dothideomycetes; Pleosporales; Phaeosphaeriaceae
Exons: 2
Coding region: 1-120 (39 amino acids)
Source: RefSeq, a predicted model, not a curated record